Corticium candelabrum is the source of this 3569-nucleotide messenger RNA. RefSeq lists its product as uncharacterized. NCBI's taxonomy places the organism in Eukaryota, Metazoa, Porifera, Homoscleromorpha, Homosclerophorida, Plakinidae. Gene Ontology annotation, molecular function: metal ion binding. The coding region runs from base 52 to 3372 and encodes 1106 amino acids. The record is from RefSeq and is a predicted model, not a curated record. The transcript has 2 exons.
AACAUCGAGUCACUCAACUGCUUAGCAACCUGUAAACAAACAUUUACGACAAUGUUUAGUCUAUACUUUGUGUUGAAUUCUUUCUUGACUCUUGUUUCACGUGAAUUUCCAUGCAAGUACUACCACACUGGAAAUCACUGCUAUGACGGUCCAGAAUGCCGUUUCUCUCAUGACAAGCUGACACCUGAAACAGAAGAAAUUCUUCAGAAAGCACUAAACUCAGCUCGAGAAGAGGCUGCCAACUUGCCAGUGCCUGAAACAAGAAUGCAACAAGACAGUGUGCAACUUCCUCGUUUGUAUGGCAGUGAUGAUGCAACUCACAAUGCCAAAAUCGAUGUCAAUCCAGGAUGGGGCAUUCCACAUUCAAGUAUAAAACGACAACUAAUUAUCGUGCCUGGUCGACCAGUCCUGUUGUCGUAUCCUGCUGGAGACGUACCUGCACAUUUACAGUCUCCUUUGCUUGGAACUCGUGUACCACAUGUGAGUGAGGUGCAUGUUAGAGAGUAUCGUCAGCAGGUAGGUGAGUGGGACUACGAGUCAAGAAGUGAAGAAUGGGUGAGAGACGAAAACGAGAGGAAAGAAUUUGGCGAUCACAUUGAGCAGUUUGGGUAUCAAUUGGACAGCGGGGAAGGAUGGCAAGAUGGUCCUCAUCCAAAUGACUGGGUACCUCAGCAUGAACCUCUUGCUGAUAAUCAACACAAUCAGCAGAACUGGUCCUUACAUAGACAGCCUGCCAUGGAAGAAGACAUUCACAUGAAGGACAGACAUCCAAAUGAUUGGAUUCCUCAGAGGCAAGUGAUAUUGGAAGAACCUGCUGGUCCAAUGCCUCAACCUCCAGACAACUGGGCUUCUCAAAGACAACCGCUUCUAGUAGUAGACAAGCAAAUAGGACCCGACUGGGGACCACGGCAACGAUCUCCACCUUUUGACAACAACAGCAAACCUCAUAGAGGACGUAAGAAUGACUGGAUUUCACAAAGAGACAUGAGAGGUGGUCUUGAUGUCGUGCCGCAGUUUGAUCUGGAUGAGAUUCCACCUAAUUUUGAUUCUCACCCACCAAAGAAACCAAGAUUUGAACCGGAGGAACCUUACACUAAAAAUGCCCUUGGAAUAGUUGUGGGCCAGGUGAGGAGUUUGGCAGGCGAGACUCAAGAGAAUAUGGGAGUAAUGCCAAUGGACAGUCAGAUGAGACAUCCAACCAAUUUAGACCCUAGACAGAAGGGGUUUGGAGAACCAGUUCCAUAUGUACAAGAAAGACCGCCACCACAAAGGCUUAUUGAAGAACCCGUUUGUGAACAAGCAGAUUUUCUUCCUCUUUCUCGUCAGUCUGGUGAUCAGAAGUACCAAGAGUACAGACCAUCAAAGGAUAGACUUGACAGAGACAGACAGAACUGGAAUACAGUGGAUUCUUCAUAUAUGUCUACAGACAGGGCAAUGGUUAAGUAUGCUGAUGAGCGACCACAGGGAGAGUAUGUGAAUGAGAGGUUUGUCGGUGGAUACGCAGGUGAAAACAUGAGAGAGAGAGUGACUUCACCUCCUCGUCCUCUCUUUCAAGGAUUGGACAGAGACGAAAGAAGUAGACAGAUGGAUGCACCAGGUUUGAUGGAUGAAUCCAGAUUGAGGAACAGGGUAAUAGAUGGUUCGAGAAUAAUAGAUGACCCUAGACAGAUGGAUGGUCCUAGACCUAUGGAUGUUCCUAGACCCAUGGAUGGUCCUAGACUUAUGGACAAUCCUAGAGAGAUGGAUGCUUCAAGACAAAUGGAUGCUGCCAGACAGAUGGAGGCUUCUAGAUCGAUGGGUGAUCCCAGGCAGAUGGAGGAUCUCAGACACAUGGAUGAUCCCAGACACAUGGACGGUCGUAGGCAGAUGGACCACCUUGGGAAUAGGCAAUUGGUGAGUUCAGGAUAUGGAAAUGAUGUUCCUCGAGAAAAGUACAGCCCUCCAUUGGCAAGGGAGUAUGGGAGAGACAUGGACGAGAGAGCAGUUGGGGCAUACAGAAAUGAGAUGCCACGAGACAAAUUUAUUCCACCAACUAUUCCUCAACGUAGUCAUUAUGAUGGAGACCCUAGCAGUAAGCAGAUUGGUCAAUUUGUAGAUGAGAGAUCUGGAAGUGCACUUCCACAGUUGUCACCUUUACAUGCCAUGAAAGGAUAUGAGAAAGAUGUAGUGGACCAUCCUGUGGGAAACUUCGUAAACAAGCAACCGUCUUCAAGAGACAGACUCAGUCCACAGAGACGGUAUGAAUCAGAAACGCAGCAACGAGACAUGAGAAGCUCAGACACGGAUUGGCAAUUUAGGAGAAAUGUUGGUGACACCCAGCCACCUAGACAAGCACUGUAUGACCAGCCAAGUGAGAGAUACAACAUUGAUCAGAAUCAGGGACCUCCGGUCCAGGGUCAUUUAGGUCGUGAAGAGCGACCUAGACCAAAUGAAUAUGAAAUACCUCAACCGGACAUUGGAAGAGACGUCAGGCAAGUGCAUGUUGGAGGAGGUGACAGGCAGCCACCCAGAGAGAGAGAACAUAUUCAGCCAUUAAUGGACAGACAUGCUGAUAUACCAUAUGAUCAAGGCCGAAGUGAUGAAGGACCGUAUGACAUCGUACGGAGAGAUCCUGCAAAAGAAUUGAGAUACAAUCUGCCGGUGAGAGAAGAGGUUGGGUAUGGUUAUCCAGCGUUUGAAACUAGUACAAGACACAAAUCACAUGAUCAGUUCACCGAUGACAGGCAACAAGGAUUCAAUGAGAAUCGUUCAACUUCGGAACAAAACUGGGACCAACGACCUGACAUGCAUUCACAAGGAUACAGACACACUGAACAGCAGGUCAAUCAGCAGGAAGCGCCCCAGUAUCUCAGCUCUAAGCCAUCACAAGAUCCUCAUUUUAUGCCUGCUAAUGCACCUUACCAGACAUCAGACCGCUCAAACUCAACUAUGUCUCAUUCUGCCCUGCCAAGUGGUUCAUACAGCUCUCAUUAUAUGCCUUCUCAUGGUGGCAUGUCAUCACAUAUACCGCACCAGGAACCAGCUGUCAUGUUUGAUUCCACAGGAUUUAAUCAUUCCGUGUCAAGGCAACAGCCGAAAGAACAAGAAUCGACUAUCCAGGCUUCACGUGAUCCGCGACAGAGAAGCAGAGUGCCUCUACCUGAGCAGACACCACCUCGAGAGAACAGAUUACUAUCGGAACCAAGGAAAGAUGAGCUGCCGUAUGCUUCUCCAACUGGGACAGUGUUGGAUAUCAAGAUGGAAAUGCCACCACCGAAAAGCAGUAGUAUUACACCAAAAGUGAUGCCAGCGUCUGCCAAAGAACAGCCGAAGAAACAGUCAUUGGCUGACUUGUUUAAGAGCAUUGAUCCGACAGCGUCACCAUUUGGAUGACAUAAUUUUGAGAAGUUGACAAUUAGCAAUAAUGAAGGAUUUUGAUUUACUUUAUGCAUAUUUGGGUGCAGGCAAGGCAGUCUUGGUAGAGAAUAAACUUGUUUACUCUGAAAUUGGUUGCCUUUCGUUGCAUUGUAUUUGUUCCUCAACUUGUCUCUUUGCAGUUAAAAUAAAAUACUUAAUUAAUAAACAAAAAA